Molecule: messenger RNA, 6903 nt
Organism: Ilyonectria robusta
Lineage: Eukaryota; Fungi; Ascomycota; Sordariomycetes; Hypocreales; Nectriaceae
Exons: 5
Coding region: 1-6903 (2300 amino acids)
Biological process (GO): positive regulation of transcription by RNA polymerase I; maturation of SSU-rRNA from tricistronic rRNA transcript (SSU-rRNA, 5.8S rRNA, LSU-rRNA)
Cellular component (GO): small-subunit processome; t-UTP complex; 90S preribosome
Molecular function (GO): oxidoreductase activity; snoRNA binding
Source: RefSeq, a predicted model, not a curated record
AUGGCGACCUCUCUCGCUGCCCAAUUGGCGCAGGUGGCCGCCAACUCCAAGUCCACCCUCAACGUCAAGGCGCAAAAGGCUGCCCAUUCCAAGUCGUUGAUCUGGGAGCCUCGAGUCGCCGCGACCCAGAGCUACCAGGUCCUCUACACCACAUGCCACCAAGGCUUCGAGGAGCUCUGCCAGCUCGAUUCUCGGUUCGCUCAGUUCCAGUCGACCAUAUUCAGCGAGGAGAGCCAGAAUGAGGACCGCACGCAGCUCACCGCGGCCGAAAACCAGGAGCUGGACCGACGGGUUCGGGCCUUUCUGCGCCUCGCUGGCAGUCGACUGAGGCUGAUGCCCGCCAUCAAGGCUAUUGAAUGGUUGAUUCGGCGAUUCAGAAUCCACGAGGAAAACACCGGUGCCUUGCUCUUGGCUUUCCUUCCUUACCACUCUAUCCCGGCUUUUGCAACCCUCCUCUCGAUUCUCCCAACCAAGAUACCCCACGAGUUCCGAUUCCUUGAUCCUUACGUCCGCUCUGUAACUUCGCCACCACGAUCCGUCUUGGUCCACCAGGCCGUUCAACAUCCUGCGUUCUUGACUUUACUCUCCGAGUACACCCUCGAGUCCUGCCGUAUGCAGUACAACUACCCUGCUUUGAUCUCCUUCUGGGCCGGUAUUAUGACCGAAGCCGUGAGCGGUAUCUUGGAUAGGACUAGGUCGGGUAGAUCGGCUGUCCAAAGCGAAAACGACCAGGCAUUGCUUCAUAGGCUGGGCCCAAUCUUUGCGGAAUCUUUGGUUAUGAAGAAGGUCCCCAGUAUCCAGAUUGCUUCUUACAUGGCCAUCACAGUGUUCGUGUCCAAGGGAAACCUUGAGGAUAUUGCUGUCACAGCUUUCAUGGAUCAGACUGUCUACGGCUGGACCAACGACACAGUUCGACCUGGUCUCGUUUGUUUGGCUAUCCUCGCGCAAUAUCGAUCCGCCAAGCAAAUGAGCGGUAGGACCACGAAGGCUCUCAUGAAGGUUUCGGACAUUGGCAAACUCCUCGUCGAGAUUGGCCAGGAGCGCCGAGUCGACAAACUUGCCAAUGGCUUGUGCCUGGCCCUGAUCGAGAGACUGACCAAGAAGGGCGACCCGCGAGGUCUUGCGACUAUCAUGGCUAUUCUGAGCAGCACGAUCCUGAAAGACAAGCAAAUAUCUGUCAUUUUCAAAUCCCUGAUUCUGACGGCCCACCGACUUAACGACGACAACGAUAAGGAUGGAGCACUCCGAAGAGAACUUGGAUCUACCCUUAUCACGCUCUCUCAGAACACUGGAAAGUCGGGCGAUAUCAUCCAAUCUGUGAUCGAGGAUGUGAAAUUCGACAUUGAGGAAUUGGAGAUGAAGCUCGAUCUAUCCUUCCGCUCUCGAAGACUCCCCGAGACCGCGAAAGACGGCGACGAGAUGGCAGAUGUGGAUCAGUCCAAAACGCCGCAGGAUAUUGGGGUUCUGUUGGAGGAGCUUUCUGGUCGAUCCGAGGGCUUGUCGCCUUGCCUUGUACCGCAGCCGGGAGAGAUUUUCGACGAGUUCAGCCACAUCUUCUUCUCUAUCGUCUCCGAGAAGUCGCAGGAUAGCGAAUUGCUCGCCAAAUUCGAACGCAGCUCUAAGCUGCAGCGAGAGACCGCGUUCAAGGAUUGCACUUACUUCGGCUUCUUUAUUCGAAUCUGGUGUGGCCCUUACCCGGCGAUGGCUCGUGUCGCAGCACUGGAUAUGGUCAAGAGAAGGCUCAAGGCUGGCGAUUCAGAUAAGACUGAUCUUCAGUCCCUGCUCCCAUACUGUAUCGCAGCCGUGAGCGACCCUUCUAAGCGAGUUCGACAAUCAGCCGCCGACCUGAUCACUGUGGUUACAACUCUGUACACCCCCCCAGUCUCCUCGAGUGGGAUGGCUACCUGGGGAGAGGGCGUUCUGUAUGGCAAGUCCAAGGAUUCAGCAACGCUUACUCCAGAUGUUGUCGCUAGGAUGCUCCACCUGCAAAUCCUGCCUACUGUUGAGGAGUGUGUGAUUGACCCUGAGCACAUCUCUGCGAUUCUCAGAACCUCGAUUGAGCAAGGCAAAUAUCAAUCGAAGCCCGAUCCCGCCUUGGAUAAGAAAGAUCACAUGUCCCAGCCAGGUAGACUCUCGCUUCUGACUUUCCUCGCCUCUCAUAUUGUCAAUACGCCCCUUGUUUUGGUCAAGAACCGACUUUUGAAGUGUGUAAACGAGAUCCGAGGAGUUUCAACGACCACCAGAACGCAACUUCUCCUGCCGGCUUUGCAGUGGUGGGCCAAUCUGAGCGAGCUGGAGGCCGCCAAGCUGUGCAGCUCCGAGCGUGUUGAGAAGUCAGACAUGGACGCCCGAUUUGUUGAUGUUGUUGUUCCGAACGACACUGCAGGACUGGAGUUCUUCUUGAAGUUCCUCAGGGAUCCUGAGCAGAGGGAAAAGUCGGACCUUAUUCGGGCCAUCUUUGCGCGCAUCAGAAAGAUGUGGACCCCGAUGAAGGCCGAUUUCAGGUUUAUUGCCGCCGAGCAAUUGCUGGAGAUCUCGCAGGAGUCGGCAGGCUCUGGUGACUCUACGUCGAUUGUUCCCGCUGAAGCUGCUGACCUUUUGAGGAACGUUAAGCUGACUACGGAUAUCCUGUCUUUCUUCCUCGACUCUAUUCAAACCGGAACUAAGAUGAUCACCGAGCCCCCCCCUAACAAGCGACGACGCACGAGCUCUUCUGGUGGUGACCGGGGCUUGAUCACCCAGGUGACACCCGAGUUGAGCCAGGCGCUCCGAAAAGUCACAUUUGUUCUGCAACUGGUGGAGAACUCCGAACCAGUGGAACACCCUGAGCUUCUCGACGGCCUCUUCACAGCUCUUUCGGAGCUCCAGCACUUUAGAACGGUUGUCGGAUCCGAGUUGGGCUACCUGCAGAAUCUGAUUCUCCGAAGCGUUCUGGCCAUGAUGCCAGCGUACAAGGCCAACAAGAAGCUCAAGAUCGACAGCUCAGGUGGCUAUGGCGACCUGCUUGUUAACUGCAUUCAAAAGUCGUCUAGCCCCGUCGUUCAGAACGCCGCGUUGCUCUUGAUUGCUAGCCUCGCCACUACUGCCCCCAACCUGGUACUUCACAGCGUCAUGCCCAUUUUCACCUUCAUGGGCACCUCUGUGCUCCGACAGAGCGAUGACUACUCCGCUCACGUCGUCUCCCAGACAAUCAAGGAGGUCAUCCCUCCUUUGAUUGACUCUUUGCGCCAGGGACAGACUAGCCCUGUGGCCGGAGCGUCAGAUAUACUCGUGAGCUUUACCACGGCGUACGAGCAUAUCCCAGCCCACCGAAGACAGGGUUUAUUCGUUGCCCUCGUGGAGACCCUCGGACCCCAGGAAUUCCUUCAUGGCCUCAUUAGCAUGCUGGUCGAUCGAUAUGGGCCGAGUGAUGCUCUUCUGCAGUUUGUCGUUGAGUUGUUGAACAACUUUAGCAUUGAGGCUCAGCUUGAUACCCUUGUUAAGCUCUGGGAUCUCAUCGCCGAUCUAUUCAAGUCCAAGCCUGGAAUUUCAUUUGUUCUCCUGGGUAUUAGUGACGACAGAAACAACAAGGACAUUCAAGAAAUUGCUCUUCGUCAACUGUCGGCAUUCCCCACCUUCUUGUCUAGCAAGAAGCUCAAGUCUCAAAUCGGAGGAGUCAUGGAACAGGACGACAUGCAAGCCUCUAGGGCCCGCGAGCUUUACGCCACGCUUCUGGAGAAUAUUCUUGUGCUGGCAGAUGGUGUUAAGACAACUAAGAGUCUUCACAGCAAAUGCGGUCACUCUCUCCAGAACCACCUUAAUCUGCUCUCUAUCGGCGAGUUUAUCAAGGCCGUGGAGAACCUCCUCGACAGAUCCGAUAUGGGUCUCCGACAAAAGGUCCUCCGUGCUCUCGAGGUUCGUGUGGAACAGGAAAGCAACACCGAUCCUGCUUCUAGGGCAGUGCUGCUGGCUUUCCUACCCCAGCUCACUGCUGGCAUUCGGGAGUCGAACGACAUCCGGUACAAGCACACUGCGGUUACAUGUGUGGACAAGAUUGCAGAGAAGUAUGGCAAGAAAGACAUCGAGGCCGUUGUGGGGGCUGCAGCUACCAUCGCUGGGGAGCAUUGCCUGGGACAGUCUGAACAGCGUCUCCGGGUCAUGGCUCUGCUGUGCUUGACAUCCCUCGUGGACGUGCUCCAGGACGCCAUUAUUCCAGUCCUGCCAAGCGCCAUCCCACAGGCUGUGGCGUACUUGAAUGAGAGCAUUGAAGGAGAAGAGGUGGAUAAAGAAUUACACGUGGCCAGUUACGGGUUCAUCAGCACCCUUGCCGAACACCUCCCCUACAUGCUGUCUACCUAUGUGGACCGUAUUCUGGAAGUGUCCAACAAGUCUGCCGAAAUCGACCUGGACGAGGAAACUACGGAAUGCCGUGUCGACUGCCUCCAUUUCCUGGCUAAGCAGCUCGAGGCGAAGGAGAUUUUCUCGAGCUUGGACCGAAACUGGGAGAACGCUACGGCUUCCGGAUUCUCUGCGGUUUCUGAGUAUCUCAAUGUCCUGGGCCUGGCCAUUGAUAAGCACCCCAAGUCUGGAAUCUCCAAGAACGUGACCCUGUUGUCGAGCAUCUUGAAGAAGGCCUUUGAUCUCCGCCGCCAGGAGUCUGCCAAGGGCGAGUUGAGCGAGCAAGCCUCGCAGAAGCUCGCCACCAUUGAAGAGAGCCUUAACGAAAAGGCACUCAAGAUGAUCUACAAGCUCAAUGAUGCCGCGUUCCGACCGGUGUUUGUUCAGCUCGUCGAGUGGUCUGGAACUGGAUUGGCGAGGGGUGACCGCGUUGGGCGAGCUCUCCGACAGUACAGUGUCUACGGGUUCCUCGAGGCCUUUUUCGGUGGCUUGAAAUCCAUCGUCACCAACUACGCUACCUACGUUGUCGAUGAUGCUGUCAAGAUUCUGAAGUCGGCUGACCUUGAGGUUGCCGAGGAACAAGCCUUGUGGAGCAGGGUGCUUCAGACGCUUGCACAGUCCUUUGAGCAUGAUCAAGAUGACUUCUGGCAGGCUCCGGCUCACUUCGGUGCCGUUGGACCUGUGAUGAUGGAGCAAUUCUCACAUGCCGGUUUGGUGGAUGUCACGGAAGACCUGAUCCCCGCUACGGUCGAGCUAGCGUCGGCGGCAGACUCACAGGCGCAUCAGAAGGAGCUCAACUCGGCGCUGCUCAAGCAUCUGAGGUCAGAGCAAGCGCCCGUCCGACUGGCUGCGGUCAAGUGCGAGCAGGCGUUGACAGACCGUCUCGGAGAGGAGUGGCUGGCGAUGCUGCAUGAGAUGCUGCCUCGAAUCAGCGAGCUGCAGGAGGAUGACGACGAGGUGGUCGAGCGGGAGACGCAUAGAUGGAUCGUGAAGAUUGAGGGAGUAUUGGGAGAGAGCCUUGAUUCCAUAGAGGUUGGGAAAGGAGAAGAACUGUCAAUGGCUGCAAUUGCGCGUCCUGAGGCCCGCGUGUUGGUACAGCUGAGUCGACAAUCGAAAGGACCUGGUCUCCGAAGUCGCUCCUCGCGUUUAGCAAGUACAGUUGCUAAGGCCGCACUUGAUGCCUCAACCAAGGAGCGCAUCGUCGUCCUAGGCUCCGGAUGGGCCGGUUACGCCCUCACAAGAACCCUCUCACCAUCAAAAUCCUCGCGCAUUCUCAUAUCUCCUCGUUCCCACUUCGUCUUCACGCCGCUGCUCGCUUCCACAGCGGUCGGGACGCUCGAGUUCCGCGCCGCCAUCGAGCCAGUGCGCCGUCUCGGACUGACCGAGUUUCACCAGGCAUGGGCGUCAGAUAUUGACUUCCAGCGCAAGAUCAUCCGCGUCGAGACCAACACGCGCGAUGAGCUCCCGCCGCGGCCGGGCGCUGUUCUGACGGAGAACAAGGAGUUUGAGGUUCCGUAUGACAAGCUCGUGGUGGCCGUGGGCUGCUACAGCCAGACGUUUGGCGUCGAAGGCGUUAGGGAGCACGCAAGCUUCCUCAGAGACGUCAAAGAUGCGCGUGCCGUGCGUCUCAAGGUGCUCCAGGCCUUCGAGAAGGCUGCGUUGCCAACAGCGAGCCCUGAAGACCGGGAAAAGCUGCUGCAUUUCGCCGUCGUCGGAGGCGGACCGACGGGCAUCGAGUUUGCCGCCGAGCUCCACGAUCUGGUUCACGAAGACCUCUCGAAGCUGUAUCCGGAGCUAAUGCAGCACGUGGCCAUCACCAUCUACGACAUUGCGCCCAAGGUGCUGCCCAUGUUCGACCAGAACCUGGCCACCUACGCCACCGAGAUGUUCCGCCGCAACGGCAUUCGCGUCAAGACGGAGCAUCACCUGCAGCGGAUCCGGCGCGACGGCGAGGUGCUGAUGAUGUCUAUUAAGGAGGAGCCCGAGGAGGUUGGCGCGGGAAUCGUCGUCUGGAGCACGGGGUUGAUGCAGAAUCCGCUCGUGGGCAAGCUGCUCGACCAGGAGAUUGAAGGCGUGGGCAGGAUCGCCAAGGACCCGAAAUCGGGCGGCAUCGUCACGGACUCGCAUCUCCGCGUGCAGUUACAGUCUUCCGAGGGCACAGAAACAACCACACUACCAGACGUCUUUGCCAUUGGCGAUUGCGCUGUCGUCCAGGGCCAGGCACUCCCAGCCACGGCGCAAGUGGCCAGCCAGCAGGCCGUAUACCUUGGAAAGCGACUGAACGCAAAGACGGAAUCAGAUACAAAAACAGCACCCUUCAGCUUCCGCAACUGGGGCACGAUGGCGUAUCUUGGCGGAUGGCGGGCGAUUCAUCAGUCGAAGGGCGACGAACUCAAGGGCAGGGCAGCGUGGAUCCUGUGGCGGACUGCGUACCUGACCAAGAGCAUGAGUAUCCGAAACAAGGUGAUGAUUCCAAUCUACUGGCUUGUUACAUGGAUCUUUGGGCGAGACAUCUCGCGCUUCUAG